ACUGUCAAACGAUGAAAGGGUAGCCCCAGCUUGGUCCGUAUGACAAACUGCACAAUACUCUACGCAAUUUUAUGGAGUGAGCACGGCCCCAACCCAAGAGAUUGUUUCAGCUGCCAUUUCUCCAUCAACGCUUCCGUCUUCUCUUUCCGUGAUCGUGGUCUCUUUCCAACGAGGAGUAAAAUUUAGCUUUUCAAGGUUUGUUCUUCGUUGUGUUGUGCAGCUGGAAGUGUGUUUGUCGGUGCAUGGGUUUCUGUGUCUGUGUAAACAAUCCGGUGAUGGAGCAUUUUUCGGGAUAAUGGGGAUGUGGCUGUCCUUGCAAUUCACUCAAAAUCGUCAAUCAACUGAGUGGUAUGAGGAAACUUGUUCAAAUUUUUGAAGAGGCGGGAUCUAUCGUUGUAGUAAUAAAACCGGAGGUUUUCACAGUAGGCUGGGAUUGCCUGUGAAAGAGUGGGGAGAAGCACGAGCUAGCCAUGUGGGAUUGCCGUUUGUGAGGAACAUCAGAUUGGAAGAGCAGUUGGAUACCGAGAAUCCAAAAGAAGGAUUGAAUUCUAACGAGAAUUCAUCGAGAUAUUGAUGCGGGUGAGCUUGACAGCAUGGCACCAUCUGUGAGGAGCGAUGCAGCCUCCAAAGGCCAUGGCGUCGCUGGUUUCACAAAGAAAGCCAUAUUCGGAGCUUUUGUUUUGUGCGCUUGCAUCAUCGUCCUAUUUCAGCAUGUGCGGUAUACUCAGCUGGUUAUUGGAAUAGAGCCAGAUCAAUACUCGAAUUCAGCAGUGUUAGAUGUAGAAAACGUCAUGACUCUGUCUAAAUCGGAGAACGAUACUGAACAGGUUUUAGUGGAUCCAUCCGAUCCGUCAGACCAUCAAUCCAUGGAUUGGAUGGUGAAUUCUAAAGUUCACAACUCUGCCUCAGAAGAUAUUGAUGUUUCUAUAGCCGUCAACAAUGAGGAAGAGAUCGACAGAGAGAUUGAAGAAGAACUGGAACCUGAUUGGCAAAAUACAGAUACCAGCUUCAGUGGCUUGCCAAACCGAAGUGGGAUUGUUUCUGAAACCAAUGCGAAUUCCAAUGUCGAGGACAAUGAAGCGUCGAGUAGGGUAAGCCAACGAGAGUCAGUGGAUGAGACGGGAGAUAUGCCGCUGCCCCUUCUAAAUCAAGUCACGGAAGCAUCCAAAGCCGUCGAGCUGAGAGAGACCAGUACUACUCCUGCGUCUGACAACGACUGGAACAUCCCCAGAGCUGUCCCGAAGAAUUGGACACCGCCAAAGAAAUGCGCAACAGCGGAAGAGAUGGGAGCUGAAACAGUUGGGGAAACCAGAGCUUCAAGCCUGCGGGUCCGUGCCAUGAUUCGGGAAUUCAUUGCCGAGCAUGGCGCAGAACGGGUACGCAAGCUUCCAGGAGGGGAGUUUUGCCGACGUGGGUUUGUGCUAGGGCAAGCGUUGGAAGAUGGAUUCGGCAACAAUAUGUACAAGGUGCUUACAGCAGCUGGACUCGCUGUUAUGCUCAACCGGUCUUUGAUCAUAGCCGAGCGCGGAGGCACCAACCCAACUUACGUGGUGCGACCCAAACAGAGGCCGAGACCCGCUUUUGGAGCUUAUUUGGAAUUUUCAAACCAGACAUUCACAGUGAGAGAGGUGCGGCGUCUGUGGGCAGUACACGAUUGUGCAGGGAAAUACAACCGCCAUCUCAUCUUACAGACUGAUUCUCUGGAGAAGGGCUUCAGGCGCACGAGGUGCAUUUGCGAUGAUUGGACCUCUCUCACGGUUCCGAUCUUCCAAUUCAAAGGUACAAGUGGCCCAGGGGCGAUACAAUUGCUUUUGAAAAGCAGCCAUCCCGUCAUGCGCGCGGCGGCUGCUAAGCUCUUGGGAAACCCUGCUAUCCCGAACUCCCGCCCCAAUACUUUUGGAGAACUGUUUCGAGCUUUUAUAGCGCCGAAUGCUGAUAUUGAAGAAGCUGUGCAGUGGGCGUUGAAGGGAGGGCCGGAUCCUGACAUUACAGUUCACCUCCGAAUGCUGCACAGCAAAUCUCGGCUGGGAACAGCAGCUGCAUCUACUUGCAUCACUAGCAUUCGGCAGAAAAUCUCCUCGGAGCUGCUCAGCAGCAGGGGACGACGCCCAAGGGUAGUGGUGGUGACGGACACCCCUUCCAUCAUCCCUGCGCUGCGAGAAUCCUUAGGACAGACAGUGGAUGUUGUCCGAUUCAAUUACAUGGCAUACGCGAAAGAAAUCGCGAAUCGAAGCAAGGCGUUCAGCCUCAACAGUGGUCUCCCCGCGCGCAAACGGAUCCGAGACUGGGGCGAGAUGCCGCGCUGGGUGGCCAUGGUGGAUUUCUUCCUCGCCGCUCGUGCUCGCACCGCGGUCGUAUCCGGCGCAUACCGCCGCGUGAGCACGACAUACGCUCAGCUCGCGGCAGCCCUUGCAAAUGCUUACACCCUCAACGAAUUAGACACCUCUCGCCCGGUCUGUGCCUACUACAGCAGCCUGCAAGCCCCACUUUUAGCUUCUGGAUUGGCAAGUCAGUCCGGGUGGGGCCACACUUGGCGUCCGUUUGGUGGGAAGCUCGGAUGCAGGAACCAGGAAAGGCAGUGUGCCCGAACGGCUCUGUUGCCAUACACCUGGUGGGACGCUCCAUGGCAGUCACCAGUAAGUAGCGACAUCCGAAAACUUCAAGGGUUAGCAGGCAUCGAUGACAACGGACAGGUUUCGGAGAGCACCAUGGACAAGUUUUGUGCAGCAGCGAGACGAAAGCCUCUACUGAAAGUGAAACUGCAGAUUCCUAGCUACGAGCAAGCCAUCGCGGAAACCUGAAUCCCAAUUCUCGGUUUCAGCCAACAACGUCUUUGAACUGCCAUCUCUGAGCCCCACCAGUGCGAUUGUUUCGACAUGGUCGCCGAGGUCUGGAAUCCGCAAAGCUGAGUUCUGCUCCUUGUCAUGGCUGUGUAUCCUGCGUGCAGAUCUUCCAGACGACUCAUGGCAAUUGGGUAUUACUCACUGGCAAGCAGAAGACGAUCUGAAGCUCAGUGAAUAAACAAACCUCCUGUUUGUUUCGGAACAUGCACGCCUUAGUGUCAGAAUUUGUGGCAAAAGUUGCGGUGUCUGAUUGAGGAGCACAUUCCAGGAUCUCCACCUCGAUGACACUAGAAACCAAAGUCGGAGCACUCACUCAGCACCAACUCUGGAAGAAGUGAUAUACCACAAUUUGCUAGUGCGAAGAGCCUGUCAGCGGACCGUUCAAAAGCAGAAUUCAAGUGCUCCAGUCAUUGCAUUUAUUUAAAACUUGCUGGUCCUUGGGCUCGCGGCCACCGUGUUUUGGAGUUACUUCAGAUCACAUUUUUGUCUGUUGGUUGAUGGGGACCCCACAGCAAGAGAGAUGUUAUGUCGAACUUGGUGUCAAUUGGUGUUCGGUGUCAACUCUCUCAGUUGCUGCUUCCACUGGCUCUGGGAGGUUCCAACUUCCACUCAAAAUGGGUUGGAAUUAUAAGAGCGAUGGUGGUUUCCAGUUACCUUGAGAGUGUUCAGCUGCUCUUGAGAGUGGCAAGGAGAGGGAAUCACUGAUAAUAAAUUAUCUUCUUCAGUUUACCUUA
Molecule: messenger RNA, 3577 nt
Organism: Physcomitrium patens
Lineage: Eukaryota; Viridiplantae; Streptophyta; Bryopsida; Funariales; Funariaceae
Source: RefSeq, a predicted model, not a curated record